This is a messenger RNA of Encephalitozoon cuniculi GB-M1, 1143 nucleotides long. RefSeq lists its product as uncharacterized. The record is from RefSeq and is marked provisional. Gene Ontology annotation, biological process: glycolipid biosynthetic process. Bases 1 to 1143 code for a protein of 380 amino acids. The transcript has a single exon. NCBI's taxonomy places the organism in Eukaryota, Fungi, Microsporidia, Unikaryonidae. Gene Ontology annotation, cellular component: lipid droplet; mitochondrion; plasma membrane.
AUGGAGAGAGAGUAUGACUUCAUUAUCUACGGUGCAUCCGGAUAUGCAGCUGGAUACAUAAUAGAGGCCUUCAAGUCCGAAAAUGUUAAGCUAGCCUUAGCGGCAAGGGACAUCGGCAAAAUCGGAGACAAGGCAUUUCCUGUUUACGAGUGCGGAAUAGAUGGCAUCGACGAGAUUGCAUCCAUGACAAGAGUGCUGAUAAACUGUGUUGGACCCUACAUUCAUCACGGUGAAAGCAUUGUCAAGUCAUGCAUAAGGAACGGAACACAUUACAUGGACAUAUCUGGAGAGGUGUAUUUCUUUGAGCUUAUCAUCAGCAAGUACCAUGACGAAGCCACCCGGAAAGGUGUCUACAUCAUCAAUUGCUGCGGAUUCGACUCUAUUCCCUUUGAUAUCGGGGUUAUGUGUCUUCGGGACAUGUUCGACUCUGUAGAAAUAGAAAGUGUUAUCAAACUCCACAAUAUUGUUUUAAGUCAGACAACCUGGGAGUCGCUUCUUAUGUCUGCAGUGAACCUCAAAGAAACGAUGGCCCUUAGAGAAAAGAGGUAUGGACAGGGGAAAAAGAGGCGGUCUCAGCGGGUUGUAAAGAAGAACUCCUACCAGGUGAUCUUUAGGGGAAUAGACUAUUCCGUCGUAAGAAGGAGCCAGGACCUGAUGAAGUCUGUGGGGAUGCCUAGUGCAAAGUACUUCGCAUAUCUGGACGUUGGAGGAAGGGUUGGGAUGAUAAAGUACUGGUUUUUUCUCUGGCUUGUCUGGUUCUUUUCUGGGUUUACGCUUGGAAAGUGGCUGAUCAGGACCAUAAGCCGAUUUUUUACCUUUGGGUUCAUCAAGAAGAAGCUGUCUUUUUCGGAUGUCAGAAAGGCAACGUUUACCCUUGAAAUCCAGGCCCGUGGGGAGAAGAAUAACGAGAUAGUGAGCAAGUCUCUCACAAUAUCCGGGCCGGAUCCUUCGUACAUAACAACCUCCAUAUGCCUGACGCAGACUGCAGUUGUGUUCCUGCAUGCCCUCAACCAGAGGGCAAGGGGAACAGGAAUAACUCUUUUUAGAGGAGGAGUUAUCACUCCUGCCUGCGUGCUGUACAACACAGACAUUGUCCAGAGACUGGCGUCAAAGGGCGUGAGGUUUGAGUUCAAGGAGGGAUAA